GGGGUGGUGACGUCACCGCAUGACUGGGUUUUUAUGAAUGAAAGGAAUCCUGUGAGUGAGUAAUUCCGGGAAGCUCGCCUUACAACUCUGCGCGGCCCCGGCCCCCUGUGCCGCCCGCCUCACAACAAAACUCAGCGUCGCACUCCCGGGAGUUCGGUUCGGAGCGACCUGCGGUUCGGACCAUAGAGGACGCAGACCAGAGGACCGGCUGGGACAGCAGACGGGACAACAGCGAAACGCGCGCGCGCGAGGCGCUCCAGGCCAAGGCAGCCGAGAGGCGGGUCUCCAGCCCGGAGGACACCUUCCGCAAACAUGUCUGGGGACCCCUUAUCCAGCAAAGCCCUGAAGAUAAAGCGUGAGCUGAGCGAGAACACACCACACCUGUCAGACGAGGCGCUGAUGGGGCUGUCAGUGCGUGAGCUGAACCGACACCUGCGAGGGCUUUCGGCCGAGGAGGUGACUCGGCUCAAGCAACGGCGCCGCACGCUCAAGAACCGCGGCUAUGCCGCCAGCUGCCGCGUGAAGCGCGUGUGCCAGAAGGAAGAGCUGCAGAAGCAGAAGUCGGAGCUGGAGCGCGAGGUGGACAAGCUGGCGCGUGAGAACGCUGCCAUGCGCCUGGAGCUCGACGCGCUGCGCGGCAAGUGCGAGGCGCUGCAGGGCUUCGCGCGUUCGGUGGCCGCGGCCCGCGGGCCAGCCGCGCUAGUGGCGCCUGCCAGCGUUAUCACUAUCAUCAAGUCCACCCCAGGUCCGGGGUCUGGAUCCGCCCCCGGCCCAGACCCCGCCCCGGGCCCGGCUGCCUGCUCCUAGUCCCCGCCCCGCCUCGCCCUGUUCCCCAGCCAUGCCCCAUACCCCAGCCACGCCCCUCCAGCCUCAUCUCUCUCCCCAAAGUGCCUGAGCGCUGUGUCUCUGUGACCAGGUCCCAUUUCUUACAGCCAGCAGCCCCUGUGGUAAACACAUUCCCUCCCUGGGCCCUGUCUUCUUCAUGUAGCCCCUGAAAGUGGGACCUAAUGGUCCAACAUUGGUGGGUGGAAGUUCUAGAUAUAGCAUUGUCCUUGGUUGAAGCUUCAACUUCUUAGACCGCUAAGAAUGCAAUACAGAGCUGGCUCAGAGAGGAGCUUUGGGGAAAAAGAGGGCACCCCUUAAUUUGGAAACUACUCUAAUUGUGCCCAUAUGCCCUCCAAACCCUCCCAGGAUCCAGGACUCGGUUUCACUGUCCUGCUGGGAGACUGCACUGAAGAGAUUCCUCCACCUCUGCUUUGGGCCCCAAGGUGGCUGGAUUUCCAAAGCUAGGAGAGGGGUUAGACAUAACUAGUGGAGCCCAGUUAACAGAUGGGGAAACAGCCUCCAGUGGAUCCAAGGCCACAAUCCCCUUAGUUGAGCUGGAACCAGCAGCUGAGUUUUCUUACUGCUGCCCCAAGACACCCACUGUGGGGACAGUGGACAGGACUGAAAAGGUGGUAAGAAGCCCUCCCUGGCCUGGGAGACAGCUCUCUAAAAGGGAAGGGCAGAGAAGUAGAGGGACAGAGAAGGUGACACAGAUGGAGGAGUGGGAAGGAGCUGGCCUGGCUCAGCCCUGGGCUCUCCCUGCAGUCAGGUGCCCCGGAGACAGCCAGCCAGGGAAGAAAGGGGGACUUGGCAGUGACUGCCGUGGCAGAUGGGAAUUUGAGACAGAUCCUGUAGUCCUGCAGCCUAGAGUGGGGUCUUUGGAAGUAAGGGUCCCACCUGGACCCUGUGAGUAUCCACUGUGGGGUGGGGGCAGGCCACAGUUAUUGCCAUUUUCCUGGCAGCCUGCCCCAGCUCCUCCUUGACACUGUCUGUAUACAGCUGCCCUCCCCGCUGUUUAUUUAUUGCACAAAUGAAUCUAAGUUAUUCUCCCCAGCCAGAGCCUUGCUUCCACUCCCUGGAAAAGUGGAUGUGGCCCUGAGCUGGACUUUAUAUUUUAUAUCUGCAAAUAAAUCACAUUUUAUCUUAUAUUUAGGGAAAACCGGAUGGCAACAACAAAAAAAUGCUUAAAAAAAAUUGCCCGGCCCCUAGAAAUUUAUUUAUUUCUUGACUUACAGUAAGCGAGUUAUCCGCCUUCUGUAUUUUGUAGACUUUCUGAAUAAAGUCAAAUUCUCUUUUUCCACAGAGCAGUGUAUGUUCUGGGGUAUGUUUUGGGGCAGGGGAAGAGAGGGCUUCUGAAUAAGGGGCUUAAGAUGGGUUCUGUUCAGCUGCACCUAGGACCUCUGGAGGUAG
Messenger RNA from Otolemur garnettii (small-eared galago), 2235 nucleotides. It is a transcript of the gene MAFF, whose product is annotated as MAF bZIP transcription factor F. The coding region runs from base 313 to 807 and encodes 164 amino acids. The record is from RefSeq and is a predicted model, not a curated record. NCBI's taxonomy places the organism in Eukaryota, Metazoa, Chordata, Mammalia, Primates, Galagidae. Gene Ontology annotation, molecular function: DNA-binding transcription factor activity, RNA polymerase II-specific; RNA polymerase II cis-regulatory region sequence-specific DNA binding. Gene Ontology annotation, cellular component: nucleus. The transcript is spliced from 3 exons. Gene Ontology annotation, biological process: regulation of transcription by RNA polymerase II; regulation of epidermal cell differentiation.